AUGUCAGGCGUCGCGGAAGAUGCAGCUUGCGACUCGCGUACCGCGUCUGUUGGCCUUGCGCCGGCCAAAGGAGUCCAGCGGCCCAUCUCGCAGGCUGGAGACGCCGGAAAGCAGGCCUCUGCCAACUGGAAUAAUGUGCGGAAGGGGAAAGUGCGCACCGUGCUUCGACGCCCUGCACCGAAGUCCGUGAAUUCGUUUAACAAGGUGAAUGGGCAAUACUGGCGUAGCGGAAGUGCUUCAGAAGAUGAAUCGGAAGCUGGUGCUCAGGAAGAGGGCGCCAAUAGCCUCGCAAAGGAUGGCAGUGAUAUCGACAGCGAAAGUUCUACGGAAGACACAACUGAUCCCUCGGAUAUUGAUGAAAACGAUAGCUCCAUCUUGUUGAAUAUGGACCAGCCGAGCACAGAAAAUGCGCAGCUAGAAUCACAGGUGGAACCACAGCCUGUGUGCAUCAAUCAGGAGAAUGUUGAUAUGACAUCUGUAGCUGAAGUCGUGGAGGAACAAGGAGCAUUACUAGAGACGGUACCGCCCGUUUCUAACGAUGAUAAUAUAGAUGCAGCUGCGCAGAAAGCCUUUAGGUCAAAAUACAGCAUUACCCCACGGACUAUUGCGGAAUUGGAGACGGACGAUUUUAAAAAGCAGUCUAGGUACAUUCUCUACAACUGUACUAGCAACCCUGACCCCACGACCGUUGUUAGAUGUACAGACUGUUUCAAAGAAGGCCAUUUAUCGGAUAUCUGCCCCAGUAAAAAGUGCGAACAUUGCGGUGCAUGGGAGGCCCAUGAAUCUAGGUUCUGCCCUACCUGGCGGCGGUGCCAGAGAUGCAGAGAACGAGGGCAUGACAAAAACUCAUGCUCAGCACCUCUUCAGGGGUCAGCUGCAGAAGUCCCUUGCGACCUAUGUGGCUCAGACCGACAUAUCGAGUCCCAGUGUGACUUGAUGUGGAAGCUACCGCAUGCCAUGCACACUUCUGGGAAACUGUUCAUUUCCAUAUCUUGUGCCAAGUGCACAAGCUCCCAGCAUCUAAUCGGGGACUGUCCAUCUUCCAAUUGCCCAUCGUACUCGACGUCCUGGAGCUUAAAGACAUUUGAUCCUUCUAUCGUCUCCAACAUUAAUAUCUUGCCAGCCGGCGUAUCGAGCGACAAAACCAAUGGUUCCGUCCCCCAAUUAAAAAUAAAGGGACGUGCGCAACGUGAUCCAACUCCAGAAGAAGAUGAAUUCCAUAUUAGAUCACGCCCCUAUCCACCUCCAGCCUCUCGUUCGAAUAUCCGAUUUGCUGAUGGACUAGGCCGUGGGCGGAACCUGGGUCCAAAUCAAGACCGCUCCAAUGAUAGUGGCAGUGAUCGCUACACCCCUCAGGAUUCUCGUCGCGAUUAUCGUGAACGUGAUCAUUAUUUUGGUUCCCGCUCUCGUCCACGUUCUCGCUCUCCAGAACCACGGUAUUCCGGAAACCAGUAUAGACCACCUCCACCGCCUAAUUGCGGAAGAGGGCCACCACCUCCAUCUUCCCGUAACUUAGGAAGAGACCGAAACCGAGACCGAGGAAGAGGAAGCGGUGGUGGUGGCCAUCGUGGUGGAAAAGACUCUUCUAGGCCUUUUCCAAGUCGAACAACGUUGCCAGCUUUGCAAGACUACCUUGUCAUGAGUCUUAGCGGUGCUACGACAUGUAUUCGAUGGAUUCUUGUAAAUACCCAGCACCCCCAAUGCCAUGAAUACGGCUGGAACUUGGAUGCCAGCAGAGAUACUACCGGUAUCCACCCAACAUCUCCGGAGAUGGCGCCGGACGAGGCACCUGGAUUCGCUGCACAUGAGACAGAACCGUCCAUUAUCGUGGUUUCUUGUCAACUCCAGCGUUGGCCGUCAAUCGUCCAUCUACGCAGUGACACGACGUUAACUAUGCUGGAUAUUUAG
This is a messenger RNA of Microsporum canis CBS 113480, 1908 nucleotides long. Its product is annotated as zinc knuckle domain-containing protein. The coding region runs from base 1 to 1908 and encodes 635 amino acids. NCBI's taxonomy places the organism in Eukaryota, Fungi, Ascomycota, Eurotiomycetes, Onygenales, Arthrodermataceae. The transcript has 3 exons. The record is from RefSeq and is a predicted model, not a curated record. Gene Ontology annotation, molecular function: nucleic acid binding; zinc ion binding.